AUGUUUCCACCCUUACAUACACUCUAUCUAUCUAUCUAUAUAUCUAUCUAUCUAUCUAUCUAUCGAUCUAUCUAUCUAUCUAUCUUCAUGCAUAUAUCUGUCAAUUUCUGUCAAUAUAUCUAUCUAUCUAUCUAUCUAUCUAUCUAUCUAUCAAUCUACCACGAUCUAUCUAUCUAUCUAUCUAUCUAUAUAUCUCGGUUAGGCUGUUCAUAUUUAUCUAUCUCUCUUCGCUGUCUAUCUAUCUAUCUAUCUAUCUAUGAUUAUUCAGAUCAAUCUAUCUGUCUAUCUAUCUAUCUAUCUAUCUAUCUAUCUAUCUAUCUCGGCUCAUAUCGUUCCCUCUUAAACUGUUUCUUUCUGCCUUUCUUUCUUCCUUUCUUUCUUUCUACCUAUCGAUCUAUCUAUCUAUCUAUCUAUCUAUCUAUCAAUCCUAUGUAUAGGGAUUUCUGUACACUCUCCGGUUCUCCGUUCCUUUCUUUCAUUCCCUGCUUCAUUGCCUUUCUUUGUUCCAUUCUUGAUAAAUCAUCUCCACUCCUUUUUCUUUUCCGGUGA
This is a messenger RNA of Acanthosepion pharaonis, 549 nucleotides long. Lineage: Eukaryota; Metazoa; Mollusca; Cephalopoda; Sepiida; Sepiidae. The record is from the annotation of a GenBank genome assembly.